AUUCUCCUGAAACGCCCACACUCAAAUCACACACACAAACACACAUUUCAUAUUUUCAAAUUUCAAAAACCCUAAAAAAUGAGAGAAAUCCUCCACAUUCAAGGCGGCCAAUGCGGAAACCAAAUCGGAGCCAAGUUCUGGGAAGUCGUAUGUGCCGAACACGGUAUCGAUUCAACCGGCCGGUACAACGGCGAUCAGGACUUGCAACUAGAGCGCGUGAACGUGUACUAUAAUGAGGCGAGCUGUGGAAGGUUUGUUCCACGCGCUAUUUUGAUGGAUCUGGAGCCUGGGACUAUGGAUAGUGUUAGAUCCGGGCCGUACGGACAGAUAUUUAGGCCAGAUAAUUUUGUGUUUGGGCAAUCUGGUGCUGGAAAUAAUUGGGCUAAAGGUCAUUAUACUGAAGGGGCGGAGUUGAUUGAUUCUGUUUUGGAUGUUGUUAGAAAAGAAGCUGAGAAUUGUGAUUGCCUUCAAGGAUUUCAGGUAUGCCAUUCACUUGGAGGAGGUACAGGUUCUGGAAUGGGGACUUUGUUGAUCUCUAAGAUAAGGGAAGAGUAUCCAGACCGGAUGAUGCUUACUUUCUCCGUUUUCCCAUCGCCCAAAGUGUCAGACACAGUGGUUGAGCCCUACAAUGCAACCUUAUCGGUGCAUCAACUUGUCGAGAACGCAGAUGAAUGCAUGGUUCUUGACAAUGAGGCUCUCUAUGAUAUCUGUUUCCGAACACUUAAGCUCACCACUCCCAGCUUUGGAGAUUUAAAUCACUUAAUCUCUGCAACCAUGAGUGGUGUGACUUGCUGUCUUCGCUUCCCGGGUCAACUAAACUCUGAUCUUCGCAAGCUUGCGGUCAACUUAAUUCCGUUCCCACGACUCCAUUUCUUCAUGGUUGGGUUUGCACCCUUGACCUCUCGUGGGUCCCAACAAUACCGAGCCUUAACUGUUCCAGAGCUCACACAACAAAUGUGGGAUGCCAAGAACAUGAUGUGUGCUGCUGAUCCCCGCCAUGGUCGCUACCUAACUGCCUCAGCUAUGUUCCGAGGUAAAAUGAGCACAAAAGAGGUUGAUGAGCAGAUGAUCAAUGUUCAGAACAAGAACUCCUCAUACUUUGUUGAGUGGAUUCCUAACAAUGUGAAGUCAACAGUUUGUGACAUUCCUCCAACUGGUUUGAAAAUGGCUUCCACAUUUAUUGGGAACUCUACUUCCAUUCAGGAAAUGUUUAGGCGUGUGAGUGAGCAGUUUACUGCUAUGUUUAGAAGGAAGGCUUUCUUGCAUUGGUACACAGGUGAAGGAAUGGAUGAAAUGGAAUUCACAGAAGCUGAAAGUAACAUGAAUGAUCUUGUUUCUGAGUAUCAGCAAUACCAAGAUGCAACUGCUGACGAGGAGGGCGAGUAUGAGGAAGACGAGGAACAAUACGAGGAAGAAGCUUAAACUAAAUUGUCAUUUGGGUUUGUGUGUCUUAGGUUAAGUUUGUUUUAGUAAAUGUUUUGUUGGAUUUAUGGUGAAAGUAAUGACUUAAGUGUUGUCUCUUGAAUGUUGACAUUUGAGUUGGGUGUGUCUGGUAUGGUCUCUUAAUUACAAAUGCUAAUGAAUCAGUAUCUACUGUUUCUAAAGCAUUACAUUGUGUUAAUGCAGUUUGUUGAAACUACACUUUAUGUGUGAAUGAUUAUUUUUGUUACGAGUA
Molecule: messenger RNA, 1675 nt
Organism: Erigeron canadensis
Lineage: Eukaryota; Viridiplantae; Streptophyta; Magnoliopsida; Asterales; Asteraceae
Product: tubulin beta-1 chain-like
Exons: 3
Coding region: 79-1422 (447 amino acids)
Biological process (GO): mitotic cell cycle; microtubule cytoskeleton organization
Cellular component (GO): cytoplasm; microtubule
Molecular function (GO): GTP binding; GTPase activity; structural constituent of cytoskeleton
Source: RefSeq, a predicted model, not a curated record